Oldenlandia corymbosa var. corymbosa is the source of this 603-nucleotide messenger RNA. The record is from the annotation of a GenBank genome assembly. NCBI's taxonomy places the organism in Eukaryota, Viridiplantae, Streptophyta, Magnoliopsida, Gentianales, Rubiaceae.
AUGCGUUCUUAUUCUGAACCUCGACCGGAAGUCUGCAGAGUGCCGUUCUCUUGGGAAGAAAAGCCAGGGACUCCGAAGCUCAAUCUCAAUCCCAAUCAAACUUAUGAAGAAAAGCCAGCUGAAGAACUAAUCAGAGCAACGACCAACGUCAUUCAGGUUCCUCUUCCGAAAUCAACCUCGUUCGAAAUUCACAUCCCCGGGAAUGCGGUAAUUUCUUGGGGAUAUACGAACAUGGAGUUGUCUCCACCUCCAAUUAGAGCUCAGCAGUGGGUUCCCUGCAAAAGUUCUUCAAGGAAAAGUUUUUGGAAACAAGAUGAUGAUGACCCUUUUGCAGCCGCGAUCAAGAAAUGCACCAAAAGCAUCACAAUUCGUGGAAUGGGGCCGCCCGGCGGGAUCCAGAACUCCAUUCAGCCGUACAAGGAGAAAAAUCAAAAGGUUAAUUUUUCGUGCAAGACAUCUUGUGAUGUAAGAGAUGAUAACCUGGUGAGACUGGUUAAUUGCAUCAUUCCUCCCCUGCCCAGAGGUUUCUCCGCCAUCUUAAACCCUUUUCCAUUUUCUCUGAUCAUCGUGCUUUUCAAAACUCACUCUGUUUCAACUACCUGA